GGUCAGUUGCUGACAGUAAACCGAAUAAAUAAGUAAAGUCAACGUCUGUCUACUGCAAAGUGGCCCCUUUUAGAAGUAUUGAAGUCGGUGAGAAAUAAACAUGCCACCUGAAAUUGCAAGCUAGUUCUUCAUUGUAGAACCAUCUCCAGCUACGUCUGCUUUAGUUGGAAAUGGAGGACAAGUCCCAAACUCAUAUACCAAGAGUUCAACUGGGCAGCCAGGGAUUGGAGGUUUCUAGAUUGGGUUUUGGAUGUGGAGGAUUAUCAGGAAUAUACAACGCUCCUCUCUCCCAUGAAGCUGGAUGUUCAGUUAUUAAGGAAGCAUUUAGUAGGGGCAUCACCUUCUUUGAUACUUCAGAUAUUUAUGGUGAUAAUCAUGAUAAUGAAAUCAUGGUUGGAAAGGCUUUGAAACAGCUUCCUAGAGAAAAGGUUCAAUUAGCUACAAAAUUUGGCAUUGUCAGUUCCGACGGUUUUCAAUUUGGGGUGAAUGGGACCCCAGAAUAUGUAAGAACAUGCUGUGAAGCUAGUCUUAAGCGGCUGGAUGUCAACUACAUUGAUCUGUACUAUCAGCACCGUAUUGAUGUUUCAGUGCCAAUUGAGGAUACUAUGGGGGAGCUUAAGAAGCUGGUAAAUGAAGGAAAGAUAAGAUACAUUGGUCUAUCAGAAGCAAGUGCAGACACAAUAAGCAGAGCCCAUGUUGUUCAUCCCAUCACUGCUGUACAAAUGGAAUAUUCUCUGUGGACUCGUGAAAUUGAAAACGAGAUCAUUCCCCUUUGCUGGAGGCUUGGAAUUGGGAUAGUAUCUUAUAGCCCACUUGGACGUGGGUUCUUUGGUGGGAAGGCAGUUUUGGAGAGCUUGCCUGCAGAUAGUUUGUUGUCUAUGCAUCCAAGAUUCAAUGGGGAGAAUUUGGAAAAGAACAAACUUCUCUACAACAAACUUGCCAACCUUGCUGCAAAGCAUGCGUGCACUGCUCCACAAUUAGCUCUGGCAUGGCUUCUCCAUCAGGGCAGUCACAUAAUCCCAAUCCCUGGGACCACUAAGGUUAAAAACCUUGAUAUCAAUAUUGGGUCAUUGGAUGUGAAGCUUACAGAAGAGGAUUUGAAAGAAAUUUGUGAUGCUGUGCCCAUUGAUGAAGUUGGUGGGGAGCGAGAGUAUGAAGUUUUCUCAAAAUAUGUCUGGAAUUUUGCAAAUACCCCAUCCAAGUGAUCAAAUUUGUGGAAACAGAAAAUAAAUUCCAAAGCUUUAAAGUGCUUUUGUGUGAUGAAUUAGUAGUUUUCAAAAACUAAAUGUCCUCAAGAUGAAAGGCUGGUUCUGGAAAUUGUGAGCCUAACGUAGAACAUUCAUGAUUAACAACUUACAUCCUUUUCUGAUUUAUCAAACGUUUGAUAUUUCAACUUCAAUUGUAUACAGCUAAGAUACCUUGUCCUUGAAACAAACGGCGGGACCUCAAAAUCUCUGACUACAACGUUGUGCUGUGUGAGGGAAGCCACGUCCCUCCUACCACCAUGUAAGGACAAGACAGCCAUAAAUGCCCAGCAAGCCUUCCAAGCUAUCAAACAAAUGACAUUGACAGAGCAAGAAACAAUCUCACUUUUUUUCUGUGUCUGCCAUUACUGAUUUAGCUUAAAUCCUCAAAAAAAAAGUGAAGAGCUUGAACAAACGUGACCUCAGAAAUCACUGGCUGCUGCAGAGUGGUGUCUGCAGCUGCCACGUCUCUCACUCCACCUGUGUGGACUAGAAAACCCACGUGGCAAAUUCUUACUGGGGAGGCAAAUGAGUGACGUGGUGCCAAAAUAUUCCGUUCAUGGGCUUCCCCCCACUAGGGCAAUUACCCUAUAAAACGCCACUCAAGGCAUGCAAAUUAAAUAAACAAGAUCUCCAGAACAACCAAGCCUUCAAGUCUUUCUAUAUCUCUUCAAGUCUUUCAUUGAAGCAUAAA
Prunus avium (sweet cherry) is the source of this 1938-nucleotide messenger RNA. Its product is annotated as perakine reductase-like. The record is from RefSeq and is a predicted model, not a curated record. NCBI's taxonomy places the organism in Eukaryota, Viridiplantae, Streptophyta, Magnoliopsida, Rosales, Rosaceae. Gene Ontology annotation, cellular component: cytoplasm.